AUGUCUGAAUCGUCACCCCCGCCAACAUCGAGGCGCUUUACGCCAACCCCAGUGGAAACAACGGUGAAGAGGGUUCGACGAUUCGCUGUUGAGCCCGUGGAAACGACCACAAGAAGUAGCAAGAAGGAGGAAAGGGAGGACAAGAACGAUGGCGGGGUUGAUAAGAUGGACUUUGCCCCAACGACAGCUGCAGCAGGAGCUCCUCCCAAACGACGAUUCGUACCUGAACCCGUCGAAACGACUUUUAAGAGCAACAGACAGCCCGUCAAGCCAUUACCUACUCCUGAGCCUACGCCUGUCUCAAUUCCUCCCCAGGAUUCUCCGGCAGAAGCUCCACCAAAGCCAAGGAGAAGAUUUGUUCCAGACCUGAUCGAAACCACGAAGAGAUCCAAGAAAGCUGGUGACUCAAGACCAGCUACCCUUCCAACAGAUAAGACCGACCUCACACCUGGAGUACCAAAUAUAUACACCCGUUCCAAGCGGAAGGCCCGCACUCCUGUCGUUCCUAUACCUUCAGACAAUACUCCCAACCAAAGCUCAGCAAAUUUACACACUGUUCAAAUACCACCUCUACCUCCAAGACGGCAGCCUUCAAUGCGUCCCCAUCCCAAUACAAGACGAAGCACGCGACAGAACUCCUUCCAGCCCGAACUGGAAGCUAUAGCUUCUGAUGAGGAGGAACCAGAUCUGGAGGAUGGAUUCGAAGAUGAAGGCACACCAUCACUAUCGGGGUCCCUCGGAUCAUCAGAGGAUUCUAUGAUGAGAUUACAACUGGCACGGACACGGGAGAGCUGUGACGACAGAUUCUCGGGAUAUCUACUAGCUCUUGCAGCAAAGGCAGCUGAAAAGCAGUUACGUGAGCAAGCUUUGGCAGCAUUCCCCAACGAGUCUAUGCACGAGAUAGUGGAGCAUUUCUAUGACAGAGAGAUCGAAGGAGCUUCAGAUGAGGAAUCUGUGGAAGGUGUUGGGCUCCUCGUCCUGAACGAUCCCAAACUGGAAAACAUGCGACGGAAAUCUACAGAGGUUGGAUGGGCAGCCAAGGAGAUGCAAGAGCAUCAAGAGAAGCUCAAUCGUCUCCGCGAGGAUGAAACCAACAAGAAGAUUGCUGCUGAGGCUACCAAACCUACCUUCCAAGACCCAUUCUGGACGAACGGCAUGACAGUCAAGAACUCAGGAUUCCCCCGCGCCGCCCAAGCCGACCCAGUGGACAAGCAAAAGGAGGCAGAGCUUAAGCGCAUGCGCUCAGCUGCAUCACCCCCAAUGCUCGGCAGCGAUCUGAAGUUCCGGAUGUGCCCGUCGCCAAAAGCCACAAAGUUUGAAUCGGACCAGAGAAUCGAUGUCCAACCCAACAAGUGCGACAAUGGUGGGGGUCUCUGGGGUGGCUACUGUAUUGCUGAGGAGCCAGGAGAGUUUGUGAGCCCAAGCGUGAACAAGCAACCCCCGCUGAUCCAAACCCCGCGUGCGGAUGGAGGGGUAGAUGAACCGUUUUCUUCCGCUUUCGGAAACCAUACGCUCCCGAACGGCACUAAGACCCCGUCGAAGCAGGAAGGGGGCCUCCGCAUGCUGGCUGGCAUCGACGAGAGGCUCAAGGCCGAGGUAGCGAGGAGCAAGGCGGAAGAGGCGUUGCUAGAGGAGUUUGAUGAUACAUUUGUGACGCAGGUGUAUAAUUAUCUGUCCCUCGGCUACCCCUCUUUGGCUCGUGCCUACGACGAGGAGCUAUCACGCAUCAGUCGUUGUCCUCAAGACGAGCUGCGAGCUGAUGACAACAAGCAGAACGUCAAGGGGUACAUUGGGAUCGCCGAGGGUGUGCAAGAAGAUCACUGUCCACGAUGGAAGGCAUUGAGAGUCUAUAUUCUGGAGUGGGCUCGACAACAUCCCAGCAUGUCCAAUGGUGCAGCAAGCCCAAGUGCAUGGGGUGUUCGUGCUAGAAGGGGCAGUUGGGCCAUUUAG
Cadophora gregata is the source of this 1950-nucleotide messenger RNA. RefSeq lists its product as uncharacterized. Lineage: Eukaryota; Fungi; Ascomycota; Leotiomycetes; Helotiales; Ploettnerulaceae. The record is from RefSeq and is a predicted model, not a curated record. The coding region runs from base 1 to 1950 and encodes 649 amino acids. The transcript has 2 exons.